Messenger RNA from Strigops habroptila (Kakapo), 4540 nucleotides. It is a transcript of the gene DUSP10, whose product is annotated as dual specificity phosphatase 10. The record is from RefSeq and is a predicted model, not a curated record. Gene Ontology annotation, biological process: negative regulation of JUN kinase activity; protein dephosphorylation. The transcript has 5 exons. Gene Ontology annotation, cellular component: cytosol; cytoplasm. Bases 1045 to 2484 code for a protein of 479 amino acids. Gene Ontology annotation, molecular function: protein tyrosine/threonine phosphatase activity; MAP kinase tyrosine/serine/threonine phosphatase activity. Lineage: Eukaryota; Metazoa; Chordata; Aves; Psittaciformes; Psittacidae.
GGGAAGCAGUCCGAUGUCUGUCCGCUUGUAGGGAUUUGUCGGAGUUCGGGAAGUUGGUGCUGGGAUGUGUUUUCUAGCGGGAGCCGCAGCUGCUCUGAAAGUUGCCGGGGACGGAGAAGCAGUGUCUGGGCUUUCUUAGGUUGUGUGGCUCUUGUCGUCCUGCUGCCCUCCCGAAUGGAAAGGGGGUUCUCAUCCCGUGUGCUGUCUCUUGUCAAAGAUUGGGCAGGCUGUGACCUUGCUGGGGCGCAGGGGACCCCUCUUUCUAGAAGCUGUGAGAUGUGCUGAGGAGGGGGGAACGUGUUCUCACUGGGACUGCUGGAGAACAGCCUUCCUGGGCCUGAAGCUGGGGGCUUAACUGGGACUGGAUUAACCUCUAACAGGGGGGAUGGAAGCUUUACUUUCUGUAAAGAUCUCCAGAACCUAAAUCUCCUGUUUUCUCCUGGGUGUUUUUUGUUUCGCUUUAUGUUUUCAAGUUUGUAACCAUCUCAGCAAACUUAUUCACAAGCUAAUUUUAUUCCAGCUUGCUGGAAAAGUUGCAUAUCACCACUGACACGUUCCUCUCCUGUGUGUUCCUCCCGGUUGUAGAGUCAGCCCUGUGGUUGCUUCCCUUGCAGUAAGCAGGGGAACAAGAGAACGUGCCUCUCUGUCAUUAUCAGUUUGCAUGCCUUGCUUGCAGCCCGGGAUUUCAGAAUAGCUCAGCACCAUCUGCAUGUAGACAAAUGCCUCCUCCUGGGUGUAGCUGCACAGCCCCGGCGAGGCGCGUGUAUUCUGCAUGCCAUGUGCACGCAUGCAGAUAGCUCAAGUAUUUGUUUCAGGAUUGGAAAAGGGGUUUUAGCAACUACUGUGAGCUGGUAACUGUCAGAGGGGUUGAUGAGUUGUUACCUAUGGAUAAGAGGUGUUGGUAAAGUAAGUUGCUGUAUUUGUGGGCUUAUGUGAUUUCAUGAUCUGUUUUCAUCACCUUUUUCUUCUUCCCAUUCCCCCUCCCUUUUCUCUUUUGCAGGGUGAUCUUGAGUUCUUCUUAACUUGCUAGUGCUCAGCCUCCUCAUGCCUCCAUCUCCUUUAGACGACAGGGUAGUAGUGGCACUUUCGAGGCCAGUGAGACCUCAGGAUCUCAACCUUUGUUUAGACUCUAGCUAUCUUGAAUCUGCCUCUUCUGCCGGUGAGAGCCAUUCCAGUCUGCUCGGCACAGCUGUCGUGUCCCUAAAGACUGCUAAUCUCACGUAUAUGCCCUCAUCUAACGGCUCUGCACGCUCCCUGAGUUGUGGAUGCAGCAGUGCCAGUUGCUGCACUGUGGCAACGUACGACAAGGACACUCAGGCCCAAACUCAAGCGAGCACCAGCAGCGCCGCAGCCUCUACCGCCUGCCCUGCCAACCAAAUGGUCAACAGCAAUGAUAACGCCGGCAGCUUGAGCCCCCUGGGCAGCGUGGGGAGCCCAGUCUCAGGCUCCACCAAGCAACUCGCUAGCAUCAAAAUCAUUUACCCCAACGACCUGGCGAAGAAGAUGACCAAAUGCAGCAAGAGCCACCAACAGAACCAAGGCCCUGUCAUCAUUGACUGCAGGCCGUUCAUGGAGUAUAAUAAGAGCCACAUUCAAGGGGCUGUCCACAUUAACUGUUCUGACAAGAUCAGCCGGAGAAGGCUCCAGCAGGGCAAGAUCACCGUCUUGGACUUGAUCUCCUGUCGGGAAGGCAAGGACUCCUUCAAGAGGAUCUUUUCCAAAGAAAUCAUAGUUUAUGAUGAGAAUACCAAUGAGCCAAGCAGAGUAAUGCCUUCCCAGCCGCUCCACAUAGUGCUGGAGUCACUCAAGCGAGAAGGCAAGGAACCCCUAGUCCUAAAAGGAGGACUCAGCGGUUUCAAGCAGAACCACGAAAACCUCUGCGAUAACUCCCUCCAGCUCCAAGAGUGCCCGGAGGGGGGAGGCGGGGUCGGUGCAUCCGCCGUGCCCCCCACGCUACCUCAGUCCAUCCCCACCACACCAGACAUCGAGAACGCUGAGCUCACCCCCAUCCUGCCCUUCCUCUUCCUUGGAAACGAGCACGAUGCUCAGGACUUGGAGAAGAUGCAGAGGAUGAACAUCGGCUACGUAAUCAACGUGACCACCCACCUGCCCCUGUACCACUACGAGAAAGGCAUGUUCAACUACAAGCGGCUCCCGGCCACUGACAGCAACAAGCAGAAUCUCAGGCAGUAUUUUGAAGAGGCUUUCGAGUUCAUUGAGGAAGCUCAUCAAUGCGGAAAAGGUCUCCUCAUCCACUGCCAGGCCGGUGUCUCACGCUCUGCCACCAUCGUUAUCGCGUACUUAAUGAAGCACACGCGCAUGACCAUGACGGAUGCCUAUAAAUUUGUGAAAGGCAAACGACCAAUCAUUUCCCCAAACCUUAACUUUAUGGGGCAGUUACUGGAGUUUGAAGAAGAUCUAAACAACGGUGUCACACCGCGCAUCCUCACACCAAAGCUGAUCGGCGUAGAGACCGUGGUGUGACGGUGAGGAUGCAGUCAAGGAAGGGGCUAACCUGUUCUUCACCUGAUUUGGGGCAGUGAUGGGUGGGAAGUGGGUUUUUCUUUUUAGCUUUCAAAGGGGGGGUUUUGUGGCAAACUUUUUGUGAAUAAAAACCUUUUUUUUUUUUUUUUUUUUUUUUUUUUUGAUAAGGAAAGGUUUUUAAAAGAUCCAAGAACUUUGCCGUGUUUGGGAUGCUGUUGUGAUUUCCUUCCCAGAUGCCGGCAGAGCAGGGAGGUUUUGGAGCAAAAGGAGUACUUUUUAAAAUCAAAACAAGAUGAAGAAGAAAUACUGGGCUUUCCCUCCACCCCCCUUUUUAUUUUUCCCUCCUCUCCAGCUACUUGUAGAGUUUAUGGCUAAGUAGUCUGUGCAGGUUCAUAGACUGAAGAAACUUAAGUUGAAGACAAAACACAAACAGCCAAAACAAAGCAGAAAUAAACCCCCCCCCUGAAACAGAAGGGCCUUCGUUCUGCAAAGGCAUUGCUAAAGAUAACCUAGCAAAAUGCUCACUGAUGCAAAGGAAAUUGGAACAGCUUCAAAAGUCUGCAAGGCACUUUUCACACUCCUGACUCAACCUAAAGACAAAAUAAAAAGAAGUUUAUUUGGCGUGUUUCAUGUUCCAGUUCUAUUUUUCUAUUUUGGGGUGUAAGGUUUUAACAGUAAGGGGACUUUGAUCAUUCUAUGCCAUAUGCCUUCACUGGCUUCUUGUGCAAUAAUAAUUUGGGGUUUGUUUUGAGUGUUCAAACCAAUUAUGAGUUGGCUGCCGACUAAUAAGAAGAUAAUAAUUUUUGAAGUCUACUAGUGUAAUGGCAGAGGCUUGGUUCAGAAAGGAUAAAUGAGAGCAAUUAUUUCGUUCCUUUAUAUGAUUUUGAUCCUGGUUACAGUGCCAUAAACCUUGUUACAUAUGUAUAUCAGAAUGUACAAAAAUGGAGAACGAGCAAAGUUUAUUUAAAACUAUUUUUCGCACAAAAUAUUGGUGUGCUUCAGUUGUCUAUGUAAAACAAAGAAACAAAAAAUUUGAUUAUAAAACAAAAAAUCUUUUGGCAAAUGUGUGUCCUUUUAUUUCUUCAGCAGUUUUCCAUUUUCUCUCUAUGGGAUGGAUUUUUGUGCUGUUGUUCUUGGUUUGGUUUUUUUUUUUUGUUGCAGUGUACAUCUCCCUUUGACAGAACUGAUAUCUCUUGUUUGGCAUCUCCUCUUCCCUGUUUCGUUCCUGUCCUCUGCUGGUGGAAUGUGUUCUCUUUAUUUCCUCAUGUAUUCCUGCAUCCUUCACUUUCUGUAAGCGGAUUUUUCUCUCCUGGAAGUGCAUCAGUUUUGGAGCUGUUCGGCUGAAUUAGCACUAUUGGUGAGGGCUCUUUGGGACAGACCUGUUAUUUCUACAGCUCAGUAGCCAUUUGGAAAAAUAAGAAAUAAACUUCUUCCACCAAUUCCUUUUCAUAUUCCUGCAAUUAGCUUAUCUUCUGUUACAACACUGUCCGGUUUCUAGAAGUAUGUUGGUCUCAUGUGUGCUUUUCCCUGGCCUCUCUAUAGCCCCCUCCUCUAGCAGUUCCAUGGUCCCUCCUCCUGGGAUUUUCCCCUUUCUCUUGCCCAUCUUUCCUUCAUCCCCCUCCUUUUCCAGCUGUGUCAGUGUUGUGUGGUGCAUAUUGUAGGGCUGAUGUUUCUGCCUGAUGGUGUGUCCCUGAGACACCUGACUUUUACUUUCCUUGUAUUUACUUUAUUUCAAUGGUAUGGUAUAACCUGAUCUCUUCUGGACUGUUACCAACUCUAAAGUUUAUUUGUGUGAGCCUAAAGUCACUUAGAAAACAUUUCUCGUAUCACUCUGUUUGUGCAAACUGAUAUAUCCCAGGAAGUCUGGUAGCAGUGAAGGUUUUUCCUAGAUGGAAACUUAGAUGGACGAACCAAGUUUAAAACAGGACUUGUCAGAAAACUUAUGUAUGAUCACACUAGACAUGUAUAUUUUUGUGGACAUUUUACUGAAAAUGUUGUUACUAUACAGAUAUUUUCUUGAAACUUAUCCCUUUAUUAAAUUAUUUUUCUACUGGAA